AUGUCGGAAGCUACUGAUUCUGGCGUUGAAGCCCUACUGUGCCUGAAAGAAAACCCACCUUCAUUCCUUGUACCAAAUCCAACCCUAUCUGAGACUGCUCGUGCUGCAUCCAAACACCUAUUCUCCUCCCUCGGACCCUUCUCCUCAAAAUCACCACUGCACCAACUCCUCACCGACGGCUACGAUGCUGAGCAGAUUUGGCAUCAAAUUGAUCUCCAAUCACAGCCGCUAUUAUCCACUCUUCGCCGUCGGUUGAAUCAGCUAGUAAAAAAUCCUGAAGAAAUUGCGCAGUUGAAGGUUCCUUUGGACGGUGCUAACAAGGCGGAGCCAAAGGAGCAAGAAAGGUGGAGAGGAGAAAGUGGCGGUUUUGAUGAGGGAUUGGAUGAAGCUGAUGAAGACGAGGAUGAUUUUGAAGGGUUAGAAGAUGAGAUGGAAAAAGGAGAAACUGAAGCAGAAGAGGAGAAUGAUGAAGAAGAGAAAGGUGAAGGUGGCAGCAUUGAAGAUAAAUUUAUGAAAAUAGAUGAAUUGAAUGAUUAUUUACAAAAAGAGGAAGAUAAUUACGAGAAGGGUGAGGACAGUGAAGAUGAUGACAACCUUGAGAAGAUUGAUGAUGAUGAGGAUGAUAAUGAUGAAGAAAAUGUAGAAGAUAUAGAAGCACAAGCCAUAUAUGCAAGGUACGAUGACUUCUUUGGACGUAAAAAAGAAAAGGGCUCAAAAAGAAAACAACAAUUGCUAGAGGAUAAAAAAGAAAAGGCCUCAAAAAGCAAAGAACAAUUGACCUCUUCUAGCCAUGAAAAGCAGCUGGAAAAAAUUCAAUCCAACAUAAAGCUGAUGGAGAAAGCUAACAUAGAGCCAAAAACUUGGACUAUGCUGGGCGAGGUAACAGCUUCAAAGAGACCCGUGAAUAGUGCUUUGGAAGUUGAUCUUGACUUUCAGCAUAACGUGAGACCUCCUCCUGUAAUCACUGAGGACAUCAAUUCUUCAAUUGAGGAAAUGAUCAAGAAAAGGAUUAUUGAGGGGAGGUUUGAUGAUGUUAAAAGAACUCCUAAAUUGCCAUUGAAAGCGCCUCAGGAAGUUAGAGAAUUGGAUGAUAAUAAAAGUAAGCAGGGUCUAGCAGAAAUUUAUGAGCAAGAAUAUGUUCAAAAGAUUCACCCCACUUCAGCUCCGUUGUCACACCAAGAUAAACUAAAAAAUCAGGCAAGCAUGUUGUUUAAGAAGAUCUCUCUGAAAAUGGACGCCCUUACUCAUUUCAACUUUGCUCCAAAACCUGUUAUAGAGGACAUGUCCUUUGAAAGAAAAGUACCUGCUCUGGCAAUGGAAGAAAUUGCUCCUGUGGCUGUUUCAAAUGCUGCUAUGAUGGCCCCUGAGGAGAUUUUUUAUGGUAAGGGAGAUGUUAAGGAAGAAGCAGAACUUACACAGACAGAGAGGAAAAGGAGGAGAGCUAAUAAGAAAAGAAAAUUUAAAGCUGAGGCAACAGAAAGGUCGGAAAAGAAGGCGAAGUUGGAAAAGUAG
Messenger RNA from Vicia villosa (hairy vetch), 1512 nucleotides. Its product is annotated as M phase phosphoprotein 10-like. Bases 1 to 1512 code for a protein of 503 amino acids. Gene Ontology annotation, biological process: rRNA processing. The record is from RefSeq and is a predicted model, not a curated record. NCBI's taxonomy places the organism in Eukaryota, Viridiplantae, Streptophyta, Magnoliopsida, Fabales, Fabaceae. Gene Ontology annotation, cellular component: Mpp10 complex; nucleus; sno(s)RNA-containing ribonucleoprotein complex. The transcript is spliced from 13 exons.